Messenger RNA from Oncorhynchus mykiss (rainbow trout), 6544 nucleotides. RefSeq names its product adenylate cyclase type 2. Gene Ontology annotation, molecular function: adenylate cyclase activity. The record is from RefSeq and is a predicted model, not a curated record. Gene Ontology annotation, biological process: intracellular signal transduction; adenylate cyclase-activating G protein-coupled receptor signaling pathway; adenylate cyclase-inhibiting G protein-coupled receptor signaling pathway. NCBI's taxonomy places the organism in Eukaryota, Metazoa, Chordata, Actinopteri, Salmoniformes, Salmonidae. Gene Ontology annotation, cellular component: plasma membrane.
CUGUAUUUCGGAUUUGAUUGAUAUUCCCCCAGUUGUUACAUAAUUGUGCAACUCAUAAACGCCUAACAAUCAGUUAAUACAUGAGUGGAAUGGCUUUGGCAAAACCGAUAACUAUCUUCUGAUCACUCUUAAAUGUGGGUGUGAGUACACCGUAGCUACUUGAUGAACAUCUUUUCCGCAUUCAAAAGCAAGUCCUCAAGAGCGCACGCAGAAUACACACGGGGACCCAGAGAACAUUUCGCUCGCGGUGGAACUAAACUUGCAGAGUGGACAAGAGGAGAAUUCGUCCACCACGAACUCGUCUCUAGAAUACGUUCAUUCUAUAUUUGGAGACAACCGGUAUACGUUUGCCUACAACAGGUUGUGUCGUGGACCUGGACUGUAAUGUAUGAUUUGUUCUUAUUGUUCGGGUGUACUGUAUGCUCUCUCUCGGAUGGUUAUUUCUUGCAUGCCACAGCGAGGUUUGCAGUAGCUGGAGGGAUGGUUGCAGACUGGAAACAUGUUCAACAGACCCUCAUUGUGCUCGGUUAGUUAAUGACUGAUUUUUCAUGAUUGGGUCUCUGUUUGAAGAGAGGUUGUUGAGGACCUGUUUGGCUGAAUAGUGAGGAACACGCUGACCCUAAGCUGGAGGAAGCAGGAAGGGAUGCAGGGAUUGGAUGGACUUUGGCUGGUCUAUUGUUUUGAGAAGACCGCACCACAGUGAGCGAAUGGAUGCUUUUGUGUUUUGCCCUGCGAGCAACUGGAUCCUCUAGAUGUGGCCGCCACCCCACAUAUCCUUUUAUCAUGCUGUCAGUCACACAAGGACCAGGACUGUCAUCAGUUGUAUGUGAUGCACUGGCCUCUACCUGACAGUGGAGAGACAAGCAUUGAUUUCAGGCCUCUAACUGUGACAGCUCCAGUGGGUGGAGCUACAUUGGGCCCCUCUCUCUACCCACUCAGCACUGAUGGGACAGAAUCCUGAAUCCUGGAGGAAUCCUUGACGACCCCUCUUUCUUUCUCCGCCCUCCCAGGCUCCACCCUCUUUCCCCUCCUCUCCUCUUUCCUUAGACUCUCCUCCUCCCCCGGUCUCUUCUCUCAGCGCUGGGAUCAUUACUCAACCCCACUGAAGAAUGGAACACAGUAGCUGGCAAGGAUGAACUGGGUCUGCCUGCCAAUGCAGAAAGGGAGAUAAAAGAGGGAGAAAGAGUGAAAGAAAAGCGAGCGAGAGAGAGAAAGUUCUAAACCUGUGAGUGAAAGAAGAGGUACAUAUUAAAAAUGCCCUUGAGGGAGAAAAUCGACAACUGCACUUGAGCAGUAUGAGCUAGAAGACCUCAGCAAACCUACCGACCUGGAUGUGUGGAUCUGUAGAUACACACACACACACGUCUGUCUCAGUUGCAGCAGAAGACGGCUCCUACCCUGCCCUACACUGUGUGGUGGUGUUUUCAGCGUUAUUCCCUGCCUACCAUACCUGUGUGAGGAGUGGUGGAGAGGAAAUUCAGCAACUCUUAGAGGACAGUGGAAGUUGAUAGAAAUGCUUCUUUGUUAAAACCAGCGUGUUUCGGGCCGUAACCUUUUACCAGGGUUUUAGUAGUGAACAGGUCAGCACCACCAUGCCGGCUAAAGGGAAGUACCUGUUAAAUGACCAGGAGCUGAAACAUGAGGCCCUGUACAGGAAGUUCUCCUGUAUCAUCCAGUACCAGCCCCUGGUGCUGCUACUGGGCCUCUCCAUGCUGUCCUGCGGAGUUCUCAUCAUCCUCUUCUUCGCCCUGCACCUGAGUGUGGAGGAGCACUGUGCAUUUGUCAGCGUGGUGAGCUGCAGCCUGUGUGUGUUCCUGGCUGUGUUUGUGCUGGUGUGUACAGAGACCCUGACCCAGCGCUGGAGGAGACUGCUGGGUCUGGUGGUCUGGGCCACUCACCUCACAAUGGGAUUCACCUUCAUCUUCAGCGGACCCCUCAUCCUGCCCUGGGACCAGGUUCCCUUCUUCCUGUUCAUCAUCUUCACAGUGUACACCAUGCUGCCAUUCCAGAUGUGCUAUGCUGUGGUACUCAGUGUGAUCUCCUCACUCUCUCACAUCAUGGUCCUCACCCUAUGCCUCACUGUCUUCAACACCCAAGAUCCCAGCCCCUUUCUGGCCAAUCAGCUGCUGUCCAAUGCGGUGGUGUUUCUGUGUGGCAGUGUGGUGGGGGCCUUCCAUAAGGUCCUGAUGGAGAGAGCACUAAGACAGACCUUCCAGGAUACACUCAGAUGUCUGGGCAUCCGCAUGAAGCUGGAGAUAGAAAAGAGACAACAGGAGAACCUGCUGCAGUCUGUGCUGCCGGUCUACAUCUCCAUGAAGAUGAAGCUGGCCAUCAUGGAGCGUCUGCAAGACUGCAAGGACAAAGAAGAGCAGCAACGACUCGUCAAAGACAACAACUUCCACAGUCUCUACGUCAAGAGACACGAGAACGUCAGUAUUCUGUAUGCUGACAUUGUGGGCUUCACCCGAUUGGCCAGCGACUGCUCUCCGAAGGAGCUGGUCAUCAUGCUCAACGAGCUGUUUGGGAAGUUUGACCAGAUUGCAAAGGAGAACGAGUGCAUGAGAAUCAAGAUUUUGGGAGACUGCUACUACUGUGUGUCUGGCCUGCCUGUCUCCCUGCCCAUGCAUGCCAAGAACUGUGUGAAGAUGGGUCUGGACAUGUGUGAGGCCAUCAAACAGGUGCGCGAGGCCACAGGUGUGGACAUCAACAUGAGAGUGGGCGUUCACUCCGGCAACGUGCUCUGCGGUGUGAUUGGUCUCCGCAAGUGGCAGUUUGACGUUUGGUCACAUGACGUCACCCUGGCCAAUUAUAUGGAGUCUGGAGGCUUACCUGGGCGUGUCCACAUCACUGAGGCCACCCUGAAGCACCUGAACAAGGCCUAUGAGGUGGAGGAGGGGAAUGGUGGGCUAAGAGAUGCCUACCUGAAGGAGCUCAACAUACAGACAUACCUUGUCAUCGAUCCUCGGUCUAAGAACCAGGCUCUGAACAGCCACAGCAUGCCCAAGCCGCGUGUGAAUGACGGGCUGAAGAUGCGGGCGUCAGUGAGAAUGACCCGUUACCUGGAGUCCUGGGGCGCCGUCAAACCCUUCGCCCACCUACAGAGCAGAGAGGGGUACACCCAAGACACCAUGGUCAAUGGAAAAUCACGCUGCAAGGACAUCCCUCUGCGCACAGCUCACACUAAGAUCACUGAGAGCUUUGAUGAGUCUGUAGAGGAGCCCUUCUCCUCGCCCGCCCCUCCGCUCAGCACCUAUAAGAACAAGUCCCAGAAGAGCAAGUUUGAUGAGGAGCUGCACAAUGAGAUGACCACCACCAUAGAUGAGCUCAGCAGCAAGCAGUGGGUGAAGUCUGAGGAGAUUAGCAGUCUGGCUGUGUGGUUCCCUAAGAAAGAGCUGGAGAAACAGUACCGAGCCAUUGAUCUGCCCAUGUUCAAGCACUACAUCGGCUGUGCCACCUUCAUCUUCUUCUGCAUCUUUGUGGUUCAGAUGUUUGUGACAAAAGAUUCCAAAAUGUUGGGAAUGUCAUUUGGAGUGCUGGCCUGUGUCCUCCUGUUGACCUUGGGCAUCUGUUUCGCAGGUCACCUGCAGCGCUUGUUUCCGGAGAAGUUGUCGUCCUGCCAGUGGCUGCCUGCUGUGUCGGAGGCAGUGGUCAAGAGGCCAUGUGUGCGCCUCCCUCUGGUUACUAUCACCACUGCGGUCAUCAUCAUCCUAGCAGUCUUCAACCUGUGCUUCAUCCAGACGAAGUCACUGUGUGAAAUCAAUGGUAACCCUGAUCUGAUUCCAUCUGACAAUUCCAGUGAGCAACAUCCAGACACCCUGUACUACCUACCAUACUCUGUGUUCAGCUGUAUCCUGGCUCUCAUAGCUUGUGGAGUGUUCCUGAGGGUGAGCUUUGAACUCAAAGCGUUUUUUCUCAUCCUGGCCUCCACAGCCUACUACAUCAUCAUCUUCAGCGCCAAGGCUGGUCUCUUCAGCUGCUAUGGACAAAUGCUUUACAACCAACUCAAUGAAAACAGAACUGAGGACUCUGGGACCAUCCUGAGAGCGUUGGGGCUGGUCAAACACCCUGAGGUGAUGAGCUGUAUAUAUAUCACCUUGUUCCUGGUCACCAUGCUCAUCAUCUCACAACAGAAUGAGUCAUGCUUCCGCCAGAACUUCCUUCUGAAGAACAAGAACCGUACGGAGCAGGAUGAGAUCGAGACCAGGGAGAACCUGAACCGCCUGCUCCUGGAGAACGUGCUGCCGGCCCAUGUCGCUGCGCUGUUUGUUGGGGAGAAUAAAAAGAACGAGGUGGGAUUCCUCACAAACACUUUACUUACUGAGAAGUACAAGGACCUGUACUACAAGUCAUAUGACUGUGUGUGCGUGAUGUUCGCCUCGGUACCGGACUUCAAAGAGUUCUACACGGAGUGUGACAUCAACAAGGAAGGUCUGGAGUGUCUGAGGCUCCUCAACGAGAUCAUAGCAGAUUUUGAUGAGCUGCUCUCCAAGCCCAAGUUCAGUGGAGUUGAGAAGAUCAAGACCAUCGGAAGCACUUAUAUGGCAGCCGCAGGGCUGAGUGGCACCCCAGGACAGGAGAAUAACCAGGACCGAGAUAGGCAGCAGGCACAGAUAGGGAACAUGGUAGAGUUUGCCAUUGCCCUCAUUGGCAAGCUGGAUGGCAUCAACAGACACUCCUUCAACAGUUUUAGGCUGCGUGUGGGCAUUAACCAUGGGCCUGUCAUUGCUGGGGUGAUUGGAGCCAGAAAACCUCAAUAUGACAUCUGGGGCAACACCGUCAACGUGGCCAGUAGGAUGGAGAGCACUGGAGAGCUGGGCAAGAUUCAGGUUACAGAGGAGACGUCUGACGUGCUCCAGAAGCUGGGCUACUCCUGUGAAUGCCGAGGCCUCAUCAACGUCAAGGGAAAAGGCGAGCUGACAACCUUCUUUGUGUGUACGGACAUGAGCAAGCAGCAGGGAAUGGGCCUGAGCUGAGGUCUACGGUGAGCACACUACUGUGUGUGUGGACUCUGGGCCUGGUUGCUUAUACCUGUGCUGGGUCAGCUACAGGACACAGUCUAGCAUUCAGCACAGACUAAUUACAUGAACGCACAUAAGUUAACAUGCUUAGAGUAAACCUACCGGAGCACACAAAUAUAAUCCAUCUCAGUGCUUCAGUCAGCAAUCAUCCUGACCGGACCAGAACAAGACUUGAAGACAUGACCUUGUGGUCCUAGAGGUUAUAUUUCAGAUUGUUCAUGUUUCCAGGAAUCCCUUUGGGAGAUUCUUGAUUGGAAAUACAUUUUUACUGCAGCUGACUUGUUUUGGAGAUCCAGUUCCAAUGUGUGCAUUCAAUGGACAUGGAGGUUACGUCAAGCACUGGUCAUCAUCAUACUGGAAUCUAUCACCUGAUAUUCCUAGAACCUUGCUGGAAUCAUGAUGCACAAAAAAACAUUCAGUCCUCUCUUAAAACUGAGCUGUUUAUCAAGCAAAUGGUGACCAAAACAAUGGAGUGAGUUCUGCUGCAUGUGGAGUGACAGAAGUGUACUGUACAUACUCUCAUGGUUUUCUAGACCUUAAAAGGUAGACUAAGCUAAAUUACGUUGUCACAAGCUGCACCGCAGAUAUUGUGAUUAGUGAGAUGCAAGACUUUGAUCACGGGUUCCCUUCAUGCUGUUAAAAGCGUGGCAGCAUCGGAACCAAAACAGCAGAGAAGUUUAAACUUGCACUCCAACGCUCUGUGGAAAUUAUGACUGUGUAAUGGACAGUUUAUAUGGUAUGAGGUGUACUGUUUACCAAUUUAUAUCAAAUAAGCUUAGAACACAUGCCUGAUUUAAGAAUAAGUGCUAUAUGCACUACAAUCAAUGAGUAAAACAAAACAUUCUGGUGGCUGUAUGAAAAGUUUCAUUUGACUGAAACAAAACAGAAUUGUCUUGAGAGCCUAACUCAGUGUUGUGCAGUAUACUUCAGCCAUAGUUGUAAAUGUAUAGAUUGCAUUGACCUGCAGUGUCUUAUGUGCAGACAGGCAGCAUAUGCUUUUUGGGAAUCGCUGGUCAAACUAACAUUCUACUUGGUGUUCUUUGUGUACCUAAACCUGCUGUCAAACAAUCAACUGUCUGUAUUGUUGCAGUUAACAUUAGACUAACAUACAGGUUAGAAUAGUGUGAUGAUAAUGCCAUUUUUAAAAGACCACCUGAAAUCUCAGCCUGUUUGGUGGGAUGGAGUUUUGGCCAGGAAGUAAAUUAGCUAAGACCAAUAAAGAGUUCCAAACCUCUCGGCCAAUAACAGCUUGUUUUCAGCUCUCCCCAAUCACAUCAGACAGUCUUAGCAAAGAGCAAAUUUAGCUUAGAAGCAGUUUGUUUGAAUGUUGUUUCAUUAAAAACAGUAACAUACUUGUUACCCAUAAAUGAUUUGAUUUAAAUGUCUGCAUUGGACGUUUUAAGAUACAUUCUUCUCAGAAAACUGACUUGUCCUGUGGCCUUACUCAACAUCUGACUGCCAAACGAAUGUGUCCAUGUUGCUUUCAUGUUAUGCUGUCUGAGGAAUAAAUGUGAGUUUGCAUUUUG